UGUGUGUGUUGGGGGUCGGUUUCGGUUUCCUUUCACAAGAAGUAGCCGCCCGCUAAGUUAAUAAGGCAAGCUCUCACCAGCAAGAGCGUCAGUGCAAAGCAAGAGCAUCCCGAAUUGCUUGAGUAAAGUCGAUUAAGAUGGAUCCAGUGACGCUUAUUGGAGCUGGUGUAGGAGCAGUCUUAACAGUCGCUGCAGCUCCUGCUGUUCUAGCAGCCGCAGGUUUCACCGGCGCAGGAAUUGCUGCAGGUUCUGUUGCCUCCUCUUUGAUGUCAGCUACUGCUGUCGCUAACGGAGGAGGGAUUGCAGCAGGAUCCGUGGUUGCAACUCUUCAAGCUGCUGGUGCUGCUGGAAUCCCUUUGGUAGGUCAAGCCAUCGUGGGGACUGUGGGAGCCGUGGUGGGUGCCGUUGCCAGUAUGGCCAGCAACUGCACUCAGUGACCAGUUCAUUUUAUUGAAUCAGUAACUAGUGCUGUAAAUGUAUCUCUUUAUAUGUUCAUUAUCUCGUUGUCUGUCAUGGUGAUCAGAAUCUCUUGAAUGUUGUUCUGUAUCAGUAGCCCUAGGUUUAGGUGUGUAUGAGAUCUUCUUUUAAUACACACCUGCGUUAAAGAUGCUGUUUUUAGCACUGACAAUAGAAAAAGAAGAAAAAACAUAUUAGAUCUUUCUGUCAUUUCUUUAGCUAUCAUAAACCAAUUUUGUGUUAUAAAAUGUUUCAUUGAGUUAGACUAACUGUCAUUAGGAGAAUUUUGUUGAAUAAUGAAAAGGGGUUUCUUCGAUUUCCGCACAAGAGUAACAUUCUGUAACCAUAGGCACUAUUUUUCAUGUGGUCACCAAAAUAAAAGUUUAUAAAUAGGGUUCUUCGAAUGGGUUCUCCACCACAGGUUUCCUACAGAGGAUGGCUUUCCAAAAGUCUUUUGCAAGCACCAUGUAUGUGUUUGCAAAUCGUUUUGUUUGGACCUGCACAAUAUGUAUGUAGAGACCUUGUUUAGUAAACCUAAUAAACAAUUGAAAUAAUGU
Carassius auratus (goldfish) is the source of this 1013-nucleotide messenger RNA. Its product is annotated as interferon alpha-inducible protein 27-like protein 2A. Gene Ontology annotation, cellular component: mitochondrial membrane. The record is from RefSeq and is a predicted model, not a curated record. Bases 138 to 437 code for a protein of 99 amino acids. Gene Ontology annotation, biological process: release of cytochrome c from mitochondria; intrinsic apoptotic signaling pathway. Lineage: Eukaryota; Metazoa; Chordata; Actinopteri; Cypriniformes; Cyprinidae. The transcript has 4 exons.